AUGGGAGCACAGAACUCAGCGCAUCGGGACGGGAAGAGCCAAGAGGAUGCUUCAGCCGAGAAUCUGAGAUCAGCGGUGAACGCGAUUUCGGAGGGAGAUAGCGUCGUCGAAUCCAAGCUCCAGCAGAAGAAUGGACAGAUCUCCAUCUCCAGUCUGAAUGGGAAGGCAGAUGAACAGACAGAGCUCAAUGGCCACUCAGAGGACAACACCCUGGCAGAGGAAGUUGAUGGCGUGUCCGUGUCUCAGAAGGAGGAGGUUCCUGAGACGAUGGACUCCCUCCAGGCUGUGGUGGCCUCUCAGGUGAACAGAGAGGAGGAGGAGAAUGAGUCUCCUGACGCCAACAACAUCACCGGGCCUGAACAGAAGGAGGUUGAGGAGAAACCGGGCGAGGCCAACGAGGUGGGUUUCAAGAAGAUCUUCAAUUUCAUCGGCUUCAAGUUCACUCUGAAGAAGGACAAAAAUGAGAAGACUGACCCGAUGCAGAUGCUGAAGUUGAUGGACAAGGAAGUGGAAGGAGGAACUAAGGGGUCUGAGGAAACUAAGGAGGAAGCCGCCACUGCAGAGGGGAAGGCAGCUGAGCCAGAGACUGCCACUGUUGAGGCUGACGCCGCUGAAACCGCAGCUAAGGCUGCAACUCCAGUGGAUGCCCCAUCUAAGACUGUGGAUGGAGAGGCUGCAGAAAAAGAGCCCUUGGACCCAGCUGCAGCUGCAACUACCCCACGUGGCCAGGAGACCCCCAUGUCCCCCUUCAGAAGGUUCUUUACACACGGAAUCUUCUCCAACCAGCACAAGAAGGCAAGUAUCAAAAGAGCCAAAGAGGAACCAAAAGAGAAAGCUGCUGAGGAGAAGAUAAAGGAGGGAGAGGAGAAAGCAGAGGCUGGGGUGGAGGAGGAGCGAGAGAAAGCAAAGGAAGAGGUGAAGGAGGUGGAGCCAGUGACAACACCAGAAACUGAGACACCUGAAGCAUCUGCCGAAGAGACCAAAGAGAAGAUCCAAGCCGAAUUUGCCAUGGAAACCUCAGAAGCCGCUAUUACUGAUGACACCAAACAAGCGGAGGAAAAUGUUGAAGAAGCUGUGGAUUCAGACAAGGCCCCAGUUGAGAUCACCACCAAGGCUGAUCUUUUCUCAUCCCAGAAGAAGGUCAAGGCCCAGGGAAGCCCACUGAAAAAGCUCUUUACUGGGGCUGGCCUGAAGAAGCUCUCUACCAAGAAACAGAAGAAAGACAAGAAAGAUACGGAGACCAAGUUGACCGAGUCUGGGGAACAGGCGGCUGAACAGCUCCAGUCCUCUACAGAGUCGGCAGAGGUCCAGAAACCUGACAGUGGGUCAUCAUCUCCAGAGGAGUCUGGUGAGCAUGCCAUCGGGGUGGAAGCCACCCAAGCUGAGGCCAGCCAAGAGGCUGAUGAGGAGGUAACCAGCUCAGACGAAGGGAAGAAGAAAGAAGGUAUCAUGCCCUGGUCCUCCUUCAAGAAGCUGGUGACACCCAAGAAACGAGUCAAGAGGCCCUCUGAGAGCGAGGACGAGGCAACUGUUGAGAAGGCCAUGUUGACCACCCUGUUCUCCACUGAGAGUGCCAUGUUUGUGGAGAAAAAGAAAGAGCCGGAACUCACUGAGGAGGAGCCAAAAACCGAAACCACAGAGGACCUGGAGGGCAGCACAGAGGACCCCAAAAAGAUGAAGAUGGACACCUCACUCUCCUGGGAGGCCCUGAUGUGUAUGGGCGGCAACAAGAAGAGGACCAGGAAGACCUCUGACUCUGAAGAUGAGGAGAGCAAAUUCGAAGAGGAGGCACCACCAACUGGGGAAGAGCAGGUUAAGACAGCAGAGUCUCCUCUUGGCAGCUCUGGAGAGGCAGAUCAGGAAAACACAGUGUCAUCCCCCGAACCAUCCACUAGCCCCGCCGCAGGAGACUCCACCUGGGAUACUCUCAAGCGUCUUGUCACCCAUAGAAAGAAGCCCAAAAACGAGGAGAAGACAGAUGAAUCUGGUGGCGAACAGGUAAUCUCAGACAGUGAAAUUCCCAAAGAAGAGUCCUCCUUCUCUCUGAGGAAACUCAUUCCCGGACGCAGAAAGAAGAAGCUGCUUUCCUCCAAUCUGGGGUCUGGCGAGGAAGAUUCCGACAUACCAGCCGUGGUCCCUCUUUCAGAGUACGACAACGAGCACGCCGAGAGUAAAGAAGAGGCUGAAGCCGAAAUGAUAGUGGAGACAAAGGACUCUGAGGAAGCAGCACCAAUCACUCAGGUCCAAUUGUCCAUUGAAGAGAGAUCCCCCUCUUGUAUCUCAGCCAAGGCGGUCAUGGAAAACCUCCAGGAGAUUCCACAUGAUCAGUUGAGUGACAUCCCAGAAGAGGGUGCCGCCACCCCCAAAUCUGCUGACACCACCAUCGCAGAGGACAUUGCAGAACAGACCACAUUCCUGCUAUCAUGCCAAGAGCAGGAACCUGAGUUGUCUCCUGAGCUGUCUGUUUCCGAGGUAACUGAAGAGAUGAUCCCAGCCACGUAUGGCGAAACCACCCCUCUGCCCAAUGAGCCUGAGACAGAGUCUUUGGAGGUCCCGCAGGAGGCUGUGGAGCUGCUCAGUGAUCUUCCAAGCCUGACUUCUGUGGAAAUCAUAGAGAUCCCACUGGAGGAGGCUGCUUCCGUCCCAGAACCCACACCGCCGAUCGAGUUCACCGAAACCAAAUCAAAGGUUGUCUUGAUGGUGCAUGAAGAAAUCGAGGGUUCCGCCAUCUACACUGUCCUGGACACCAAGGAGAUCACCAAGGUGGCUGUGGAGAAGCUUGUAAUUCCCACCAUGGAAUGUCUAGCUGAGAUCAGCAAUGGUCUAUCCACUGAGACGCCGGUAGAAGAUAAGGCUGAUCCAACUGAGGCGGCUGACGCUAAUGAAGACCCAGUAUUCAAGGCUCAAGUGGAGCAGGUCGAAAGCAUAUUCCUGGAGCCGCCACUAGAGAAAACUAUUGAAGACAUUCCAGAUCCUAAUAUAGCCACUGAGGGUAAAGAGCAUGAAGAUGAAAAGGUCACCACGAUCAAUAAUAUCAAGAUGGAGGUUGAAAUUGUUGAGGCCCCUGCGGUGAAUGAGAACAUUGUGGACCCCAUUGUACCAACUGUCGAAGACUCCAUUGCCGCUAACAUUGUGUAUGGCUCUGAAACACCUGUCAUUGAGGUCAAAAGUAAAGAAGAGAUGGCUGCCGUCGAAGAGAUCGCUGCUGUAGAGGAGGUGAAUGAGCCUGCUGCCCGAGAAACGGUCACUUCACUAACUGAUGCCAACCAGCCCACAGUCACUGAAGUGUGCGAGGCAGUCAUUGUUGCCCCUGCUGAAGAGUUUGCCAUUGUAAAGGAGACCACGUACCUCGUCUGCCCACUGUCCGAGUCCUUGGAAACCCAGCAAGUGGAGGUCACAGAGGCCGUGGCAGUGGAAAAGGUCUCAGUGGCAGUUGCAGAGCCCGCUGGCGAUGACCAAAUUCAAGUGCAGGUGACUGAGGUUGGUGUUACAGAGGCUGAAGAGACAAAGGAGGCAGAGGCCAUGGAGGAGACGGGCUUGGUCAUCGCUCAGGUGGUCAUCCAGAGUGCUGUGGAGAAAGUGUCUGAAGCAGAGUUUGAACCCAAAGCGCCUGCCUCUGCCACUGCUACCAUCACAACUGAAGAUGCACUACCAGUCCAGGCGGUAGCAACGAUAGAGAAAGAGAUUGAAUUAGUAGCAGAGGAGAAACCUGUCAUUGCUGAAACUCCUGUAGUCCAAGUUGAGGCACCAGCACCAGAAACCCCAGCAGAGGUGUCUGCUACUCCAGAGGCACUAGCCGAGGCUGAAAAAACACAAAAGGAAGUCCACGAGGCUGUCCAGGUCAUUGAGACCGUUCCAGUCACAAUUGAAAUCACAAAGAGUAUCAAGGAGGUGGAGGAUGUUCUCAAAGCGGAAGUAGAGGAAAUAAAACAGGAAGUGGAAUUAAAGCAAGCAAUGGAGGUCAAUGUAAGUGUGGAGAAAGUUGUAGAGGUUGAAGUUGUAACAGAGGUGGAACAGACAGAGAGUGAGACAGAUGGAAAGGCAGAGGAGGAGAUCAAAGAGGUAGAGGGCAACAUCGAGGCAUUAGUGGUUCAGGAAGUUCCACAAUCUGAGGUAGAGGAAGUAGUUAAGGAAUUCCAACUCAAGGUUCAACAAGCUGAGGUAAUAGCAGUGGUUCAGGAAGUGAUAGCAGAGGUUCCCACUCCAGAGACAGCUGAAGAGAAGUCAGAAGCAACGAUUGUGACAGAAGAGACCCCAGUCCCAGAUGCCCCCACAGAGACUGCUGAAGCCCCAGCCCAGCCAGAGGAGACAACUGCAGAGGUCGUAGUCCCACAGACCACACAGGUGGUCAUACAGGUAACAGAGAUCAUUGAAGAGGCAGAAGAGGAAAUCAUGGUGGAGGAGGUGGUAGAAAAAGAUGCCAUUGUUAGCUCACCAGAGACAAAGGAAGCCCCGGCCAAAGAAGACACAACAGACCCUGAACAAACGCCAGACACCCCCACCCCUGAACCCACACCAGAUACCCCCGCCCCUGCUCCAACUGUCGCCGAUGUUGUCGAAACAAACAUGAAAGACGACAGUGCCGCAGUUCAGGAACAGGCAUCGGACGGCCCCCAGACAGCACUGGAAGAGCAUCAAACGGAUGUUUCAACAGAGGCUGUGGCUGCCAUCCAAGACGCCCCAGUUAACAGCAUGGAAGAGGAGGUUGCUCUUGCCAUGGCUGUGACAGUUGCCAGCCCAGCGGAGGCAGCGGCAGAGAAGUCGACGUCGGUGAAGUGUGCGGAGGUGAUGGUGCAGGUGAUUGAGGAGGUGGUGAAGGAGAUCAAACCUGUCUCCUAA
Salvelinus namaycush (lake trout) is the source of this 4839-nucleotide messenger RNA. RefSeq names its product A-kinase anchor protein 12-like. The transcript has 4 exons. Lineage: Eukaryota; Metazoa; Chordata; Actinopteri; Salmoniformes; Salmonidae. Gene Ontology annotation, molecular function: calmodulin binding; protein kinase A binding. The record is from RefSeq and is a predicted model, not a curated record. Bases 1 to 4839 code for a protein of 1612 amino acids. Gene Ontology annotation, biological process: signal transduction; regulation of protein kinase C signaling. Gene Ontology annotation, cellular component: cytoplasm.